Messenger RNA from Sarcophilus harrisii (Tasmanian devil), 3263 nucleotides. It is a transcript of the gene STAT2, whose product is annotated as signal transducer and activator of transcription 2. Gene Ontology annotation, molecular function: DNA-binding transcription factor activity, RNA polymerase II-specific; RNA polymerase II cis-regulatory region sequence-specific DNA binding. Gene Ontology annotation, biological process: defense response; cell surface receptor signaling pathway via JAK-STAT; regulation of transcription by RNA polymerase II. The transcript is spliced from 24 exons. NCBI's taxonomy places the organism in Eukaryota, Metazoa, Chordata, Mammalia, Dasyuromorphia, Dasyuridae. The coding region runs from base 204 to 2570 and encodes 788 amino acids. The record is from RefSeq and is a predicted model, not a curated record.
GCCGGAAUAGCCAGGCCGCGGGAGGAGCCGGGGAGCGAGGGGGAGGGACUUCCAGUGUUUGUAGUCGAUCGAUCGAGCCGAGGAGAAGCAGGCUGCUGGAUCCGCGAGCUGGGGAGAGCGACCCCCGACAGUUGCCUGGACCUGACCCUGCAGAUUCACACUUGGAUAAUCUUCGUGCUGUGGCCUCUUGUAUCUAACCCUGGAUGGCCAACUGGGAGAUACUGCAAGGGCUAGACCAGCCCUUCCAAGAGCAGCUACAUGAACUUUAUUCAAAGAGUCUCUUGCCUAUGGACGUACGGAAACACCUAGCAUCCUGGAUUGAGGACCAAAACUGGUACCAAGCAAUCACGAGUCCUGACACGUCUCAUGCUUAUCUGCUCUUCCAUCAUCUCCUAGACCAACUGGGCUCCCAAUCUAAUGGCUAUAGUCAGGAUUCUGACCUGCUACUGCAGCAUAACUUAAGAAAGUUCUGCCGGGAUAUUCAGGCUUUGUACCAGGAUAAUCCCACACAGCUGGCUGGACUAAUUUAUAAUCUGCUGCUCGAGGAAAAAAAUAUCCUGAACCAGGCUCAGAGGACCCAGCAGGACCAUGAAGACCCGAGUCCUGAAGUACCCAUGGAGACAAGACAGCAACAGGAAAUUGAGUCUCGGAUCCAGGAAUUGAAGGACAUGAUGCAGAAACUGGUUAAGGAUGUUUACUACCUGAGUGACCUACAGGACGUUUUCUCUUUUCGGUAUAAGACACGGAACACCUCAGGGAAGACAUCUUCCAUGAAUUCUAACCAGGCCAAGCAACAACAGCUCCUGCAGGAAACACUCAAUGAACUGGACCGAAAAAGGAAGGAGGUGUUGGAUGCCUCCAGAGCACUGUGUGGUCGAUGUGCCACUCUGAUUGAGCUCCUACUGCAGGAGCUAGGGGAGUGGAAAGAUCACCAACGAAAGGCCUGCAUUGGGGCCCCCUUGGACCAAAGCUUGGAUCAGUUAGAGAGCUGGUUCACAGCUGGAGCAAAGAUACUAUUCCAGCUAAAGCAACAGUUGAAGGAACUUGAGAAUUUGAGUAACUUAAUCACCUAUGAGAAUGAUCCUCUGAAAACCAAGCUGCCUUUACAGGGGGUCACAGAAUUGCUACAGCUUCUGCUCCACAGUGCUUUUGUAGUGGAAUCUCAACCUCACAUGCUUCUGCCUAUCAAACGACCGCUUGUCCUCAAAACUGGGAAUAAGUUUUCUGUCCAAACACGGCUCUUGGUGAGGCUGCAGGAUUCAAAUGAGCCCCUGACUGUACAUGUCUCCAUUGACAAGAAUGCUCCUCAAAUGAAAGGUAGUUUUCGAACAUUCAACAUCCUGACCUCAGAACGGAAAACUUUGACACCAGAGAAGGGGAAAAGCCAAGGCUUGAUCUGGGACUUCCACUGCCUGACUCUAAAGGAACAGAAAACAAGUGGCUCUGGGAAGGGCAGCCGCGAGGGACUGCUCGUUGUGACCGAGGAACUUCACAUCAUUAACUUCAGCGUCAAAUACUCCUACCAGGAUCUGAAGUUGGAGUUGAAGACCAAUAGUCUUCCUGUGGUGAUCAUCUCCAACAUCAACCAACUUCCCAGUGCUUGGGCCUCUGUGCUCUGGUUUAAUCUGCUCAGUCCUGAUACCCAGAACCAGCAGUUCUUUUCCAGCCCCCCCAAGGCUCCAUGGACAGUGCUGGGCCCAGCCCUCAGCUGGCAGUUCUCUUCCUGUACCGGCCGAGGCCUUGACCAAGAACAGCUCAAUAUGUUAAAGAAAAAGCUGUUGGGACAAGAGCAUAAGAAAGAGUCUGAGUUGUUGGUGUCCUGGCCUGCUUUCUCCAAGCAUGACAGCCCUCCUGGGAAGCUGCCUUUCUGGACGUGGCUGGACAAGAUCCUGGACCUGGUGGACAGCCACCUGAAGGAUAUCUGGAAAGAUGGGCACAUCAAGGGCUUUGUGACCCGUGCCCAGGCACUUCGGCUGCUGAAGAAGAGUUUGCCGGGAACCUUUUUGCUGCGAUUCAGUGAGACUUCCCUAGAGGGGGGCAUCACCUGUUCAUGGGUGGAGCAUCAGGAUGACGACAAGGUGGUUCUCCAAUCAGUACAGCCCUAUACUAAAGAAAUUCUGCAGUUACUCCCCAUUACGGAAAUCAUACGGAAUUACCAGUUACUGGCAGAGGAGAACGUACCUGAGAACCCGCUGUGCUUCCUUUACCCUGGUAUACCCCGGGAUAAAGCUUUUGGGCCCUAUUACCGUGAGAAAGUAGAUCUCACGAAACACAGGAAAUAUUUAAGUCGGGAACUCAUUGUAGUAUCCAACAGGCAAGUCAGCGAUGUGCAGUCACCCUUUCCGGUGUCAGAACUGGAAGAACUGGACUUGAAUCAGGAGUUGCUUCCAGAGUUGAAGCAGGAGCCUGAGCUUCCCUUUGACUUGCAGAACCUAGGAAAGGACCUGAUAACUCUAAAUAUGAAUGAUAUUGAAGCUCUGAAUAAUGAACUGACCUGUGAUGCUAUCCUGCUCAAAGAUGACCCAGUGUUACCUAUCCUGCCCCCUGGAGAUGAGGCCCCUUUCUCCUGAGCCACUUUUUAAUGGAUGGAUCCUCUACUUAUGAUUUUCCUAAUUAUUAGGAAUAAAAUUUCUACUCCUCUCCUUUGUUUGGUAGAGAUCAAUAGCCUGUUUUUUGUUUGUUUUGGGGGAAGGGAGAUAGAAUUAAGAAAAGGAAGAAACAAAGUUUCACAGUUUCCUUUUCUCCUAUGCCCAGUAUUGAAUUGUUGUUUUUCCCCCUGUGAAAUACUGUAUACCCAGUUUUUCUUUGUAAAGGAUGAGCUUUGUCUGCCUUAUUUUACUCUGUGAGGCUCUCUCCCAAAAUGGAAGUGGAGUGGAUAAACCCAAUAAGAACUUGGUUCUCUAGUCAUUUGAAGUUUACAAAGCACUUUUCUCAUUAAUAGUAGCCACUCUGUGAAGCAAAUAGAGGUCCUACUGUAUUCAUUUUACAGAUAGGGAUUUAUCCGUGGUCAUGCAGCUCUGUGACCUCAACCCCAGAACUCCUGAUUCUGUUGUGUGCUCUUCCUGUGCUGCUUUCCUAUCUUGUAUUUGCUCUUGUUACCCUUGGAAAAAUCUCACAUGUGCACUUUGAUAGCUGGAACCACUUAAUACAGCUGACUAAGGCUUUGAUAACAAAUAAUGUUGGCAGCCAAGCAGGUUCUGAUAUUAUGAUGGUUACCCAGUAUAAGAGCAAAGCCAAUACAAUAAACUAUGUUCUUUUAUAGC